CAAAUGGAUUCCAUGUCCGUGUAUGUAUUUUUAUUCGGCGCGACAAUUGAUCAAACUUGUUUUUCUUGUGAUUAUCAACUUAUUUGGUGCAACAAGAUACACAUUUCAAACACUACAAUUAAGUGAAAUCUUAGUGUCGAUGUGUUGUGGCUAAAUAUGUGUUAGUUGUGAAAUAAUGAGGCGAGGUCAUCCUGGCAUCGGAGGAUGGCGAAGUGAAAAUCAAAGGCAUUUUAGGCCUAGAGGCAAUGGACCACCACGAUUUAGAGCUCCUAGGAACUAUCCUUUACUUGAAAACCCCAGAUUCCCGCCACCCAACUCACGUUCUAGCCAAAGAGGCACGCAUCCUUACACAGCCCAUGGAGGACAUUCAGAGGACCAUGGUAGACAAGAACACCAUGAAAGACAUAAAUACAGAGAUGGCCAUCACCAAAUUGAUCAAAGAACGUCAGACAGAGAGCAACAUCAACGGCCAAGACAAGGUUACCAAUAUACACAUCAUAGAGACAGGUCCAAAGAUAAUACAUAUAAAGGUUCGUCUAGUUUCUAUAAUGAUGUUCAGCCUGAGGCUUGUCAUGUCAACAGUAUGGGAGACAUAGACCAUCGACUUCCACCACAUGGCCAACAAGAUACGUUUAACCAGUCACGAAUACCACAGUGGACAAAUCCACCUCCUGAAUACAAAAAGCGGGCUUAUGAAGACAGAAAUCAAAAACCUUAUAGACAUGAUUUUUCAGAAAGGAAUAAGGUACCUGCUGUAGAUUAUACUGAUUACACUGGUCAUAGGCCACCAGCGUCAGACCACUAUGGCAGUACUUCUGGACCAGUUAGCAGUACUAAUAACACCUCAUUUAGUCGUUCUGUUGAUGAUACUGUAGAUAUAAUCAGGAAGAGGUUAAUGAAUCGCAAUGACCCCCAGACAUCUCAAGAUGAAUCUGCCCCUCAAGGAAACACCGAGCAAGUGGUGAGUGAAAAUGUAAUUCCACAGGUUCAGCCAGAGCAGACGCCUAAAAAGAGAACUCCAAGACAAAAACCUAAUGUUAAAUCAAAUUGUGAUAAGAUGAAAUCACAUAUUGUUCAUCAAUUAUUUAAGAUGGAUAAAGACAAAAUGCACAAACUGAUGGAUGAUCCGGGUUCCUCAACGAAAUUUGAAUAUGCAAUCAGUAGCUUAAUAACUGAGUCACAAAAUAGUCUAAAUCGCCACUUAAGAUCUGUAGCUGAGAAAUCUCUGUAUAGUUCAAGCUCUGAGUUCAUACAAAAUGAUAAGAAUACCAUCUAUGAGGAUACUUUCAUGAAACAAAUGCAAUGUCUGUUAGACCCACAGGAUACUGUACUACUUGAGGAUAUUAAGCCAAUUGUUAUGGCCGAGCUAAGCAAAGUACUUCAGAUUUCAGAUUUUGACCAAAGGUAUGAUACACCUGAGGAACAAGUUCCUCAACAGACAGCAGAUGACCAAUCAAAUUACCUCUAUGGAGAUAUUUACAAUUAUGAUGAAUACACACAAGACAGAUGCUAUGAUCAAAGCCAAACAUCAUCAAUUAAUUAUGAUAAUCUAAAUAGAGUUGAUAUUGUAGAUGGAAGCAGUGUGAAUUAUGAUUACAAUCCACAAUAUGAAGAUGUAAAGCCUUUAUUUGAGAGGCGCCCAUCAAAACGGAUUGACUCCAUUGAAGAUAGGCGUCAGAGUAUAGAAAGCCAAAGGAAAAAUCUGAGGAAAAGCUUAGAAAAUCCUGUUGAGGAACCUUUCAAAGGCAAAGAAGAUCCAAUGCCUCUUUUCAAUAGUUCAGAUCCGAUUUCUGAAGAUGAAGAUACAUUUGCUGAGCUAGACCGUCAGUAUCAUGUGGCUGUCGACCAUAAUUUCAUUGAGAAUGAUGAUCUCUCAGCUAAAGAUACUCCAACCAAUUUUCUGCCUGUUCAAAAUGAAACACCACAAGUUAAUAAUGAAAUUCAGAAUCAAUUACAAACAAUUGCUCAGGCUCCUAUAAAUUUAUUCCCAGUCAGUAGUACAGAAAGUCUUAGAGAUUUAGCUAUUAAAAUUAAACAAGAAGUGUAUAGUUGCGAAUCUCGUGAUGAAAAUACGCCGUCGAGGGCCCAACCAGCACCAAAAACUCCUGAAAACAGUGUUCAUAAAAUGAACAUGAAAAUAAAACAAGAGCAUGUGCCUCAAGCUAAAGAUACUGACAAAGAGACUGAAAAAGCGGGUAGCUCACAUACUAUUAAGACACCUCCAUCAAGCUCGAGAAAACGGCCAACUGACCAAAAACCUUCUCACCGUAAAGAAAAACGAAAGAAAAGUAACAGCAGCCAACCAGAACCAACAAAGACAGAUAAACCUAGCAGCUGUAGUAUACCUAGCACUAGUAGUACCUCAUCUAAGUCAACAGAAAAGUGCAAUGAUGCCCCAAAGCCUUAUUUUAGUAUUUUUACAAAUAAAGAUGAAUCUUCAAAAGAAUCUAAAGAUAGCAAAAAAGCUGAUGCAGCUGAUAAAAGUUAUUCUGAUAAAUAUGUCAAGAGGAAAGAACAUCCUAAAAAGCAAAAGGAGAAAGGUAGUGAAUCAAGUAGAAAGAGACAUUCUAGUACAUCAAGUCAAACUAUUUUAAGUCCUAAAGAUAAUCAAACUCCAACUAAACCUGACUCUAGUAAAAAUAAACUUAAGACUUUUGAUAUGUUUGUAGAGCAGCCCAAAAAGACAGUAACUAUACACCAAGCACACAGAAACACAGCUACUGCUGUAACACCUACCAAAGCCCCUGAGGAUGCACUAAAAGUAGGCACCUCGACUCCUGCACGCCAUAAGACGCCACAGACAAAACAUGCUGGUACACAAGUCAUUCGAAGGCUGAUAGCAAAAGAGACGCAAACAAAUCAAAUUAAAAGUACCGGUGUCCAUGCCACUAAAUUUACUCAAACAGAAAGAAAGAAAUUUGUUGCAAAACAUGUCCAAACUGACCCUAUCAUAAUCAAACAUGCCCAAGACGAGGCCGGAGGUACGUCAACAGCACUGUCUAAUCCAGAAGAUGUUAUUGACAGGAUGAAAGAAAUCGACUUGGAAAUCCAAAUAUUAUUACAAGAAAAAUUCAAACUGUACAGUUCUCUAGAAAAUAAGGACGCUUGUUCAAGCAGCAUGCCCACUCUUGGUAUGACUGUUCUGAACGUAACUACUAAUGAUAAUGAGGAAAAUAAGGAAUGUGACGAAAACGACGCAUUGUCGGAUAAUUUAAUAAAUGCUGACUCGAUCGUAGAUGAUUUCACGAACAUACCUGUAGAAGAAUUAGAGCAAAUAGCUAUGGAGACUGUACAAGAAGAUAGUUCAGAUUCAACGAAAGUGGGAAAAAGAAAUUUACGACCUAAAGUUCAUCAACAAGAACGAAAACACUCUGAAAGUCCCACGACUAGUAUGACUAGAAGAAGUCAGAAAACGAAAACGCCAAACAUAUCUCUUAUAGAACAGAUAAUUACUGAUGACAGACCUCUAGAAGAUAUUAUAUCAUUAGACGAUCUGGAGGAGCCGCAAGCUAAAAACAAAAAGAAAUCUCAAAGACCGCAGCCACAGUCAAAGAAAAAAAUGACGAGAAGGACUACUAAUACCAAGCCUUUAAAAUAUUUGAAUACAUCUGCCUUUGAUUUGAAAGACUGUUCUGUGGUUCUAAUACAGACUGAUGUGACGAAGUUUAUUAAGGAGGGAUCACAGAUAUAUCUGCACUCUGAGUCUUCUCAAAACUCUCAUCACUCCCAGUCCUCGCAACACUCUGAACACUCCGAGUCCCCUCCACGCUCUCAGGCGAUGGACUCCUGUGAACCGUCCCUGCACUCGCAGCCUCCUGACCAGCCGCAGAUUCAGCAAUCCGACGAAGACUCACGAUGUUCAGAUCCUUCUGCUAGUCCUGACCUGGUGGAGGUUUAUAGUAUCGAAGAAACUUUAGACAAAGCUCCCACAAGUCAGCUAGAGGAGACUGUUGUAAAUGAUCUCCAAUUCGAUAUGUUAGAUGUAUCUGAAGAUAUAGUUAUAGGGGAUAAUUGUGAAGUUAAGUGUAUUGAGGAUAAAGAUAUGGAACGUGGGACCAUUAGUGAGGAUGUGAUACUGGAUAACAGUCAGUCGUCUGCUGACGAAGCUGUCGCUGCGAGUAUGGGUCAUGUGGAGAACGAGUGCAGGACUUAUGACUAUUCCACUGACGAGCAGCUGCGACGUGACUCCAUUACCGUCACCGGGAAUGCAGACGCCGUGCUAGCUGUCGAAUGCAUAGAAAAUGACUUCAUAGCAGCGUGUUUGGACGGCAAUGUUUACCACUUCAGCGGUGACGGACACCUGCUGAACACGUUGCGAGGGUCCAACCUUGCAGUCACCUGCAUCACCAUCGUCAAGGAGAAGGGUGGCACUACGGUGUACACAGGAUCCCUAGACUCCAGGAUACGAUAUUAUGAUUUGGAGACUGGUCUGGAAAAGGGUCCAGAAUGCAAUGUUCUCAGUCCGAUUCAGACAAUGGACCGCGCGUGGGACACUGUCUUCGUUGGCACGAGGACUGGAUUUGUACUGCAGUUUGAAUGUAAGAAUAACAUGUUAAUACCAGUGAGUACAGUGAAGUUCUCCGACCAGUCGAUCCUGGCGCUCCGUGCCAUGAAGGAGGGACCUCGCAAGGUCCUACUAGUAGCUUCCAGAUCUGAAGAUGUUACCAUCAAGGAUGCACAGUCCGGGCUACUGCUGAGAACGCUCUCUGGGCCCAAGAUGACAGUGUACACUCUUCUUUUUGAAGACGGGAAGGUGUACUGCGGAACUAGCAGCCAUCAGAUACAUGUGUUCGAUUAUGCUAGUGGAAGUCAUACGGGUUGCCAUGAAGGUGGUAAGGGAGCGGUGUGCCUGCGAGCGACCGGCGGGCUGUUGUUCGCGGGGUGUUACGACGGCUGCGUGUACGUGUACAGGGAGGGAGAGACCAGGCCGCUCGCGCAACUUAGAGGACCUAGCCUUAUGUUGCUAUCGCUCGCCAUUGUCGGGAGCAAGAUUAUCGCAGGAUACAAAGACAGAAGUUUGUAUAUAUGGAAGAUACCAUUAAGUAUACUACAAGAAAUGAUUUUAUAAGUUUUUAAUUAAGUGUUGUAGAUUAAAUCUCACGUUUACCUUAAUGUUAAAUGUAUUCCGUGAUUUGUUUGGUUUGAGCCAAUGUGUACAUAUUAUUACAUAAAAUAAAAGGAGUUUAAUAAGUUUUAUAGUAUUAAUUUCCUUUUUAUUGCACUUAAGUUGCGUUCACGCAUGAGGCGAAUAUAUUCAUGUAUUUGUGAUUUUAAUAGAGUGGUAGAUAGUAAUACUAAGCUUGUGUCCAGAAAUUCACUAAAUUAUUUACAAAUAGUUUGUCCAUGUCAUUUUUAUCUCUGAAUGUGUAGCAAAAAAGAAGCAGAAUAAUAUUAAUACAGAAUAAUUU
Molecule: messenger RNA, 5408 nt
Organism: Spodoptera exigua (beet armyworm)
Lineage: Eukaryota; Metazoa; Arthropoda; Insecta; Lepidoptera; Noctuidae
Source: the annotation of a GenBank genome assembly